AGAAGAUGAUCCAUCCCUUUGAUCUUCUGCUCAGGCCGUGCUGUUGGAGGAGGAGCAGCAGGAACAGGACAGUGACGGAAUGAAUGACUUCCUGCUGAAAACCAUCCUGUGCUCAUAGUGUCUUCUAAACAUCUGAAACAUCUGGAUGUUCUGCAAGAAGAUCAAGAUGAUGAAAUCACCAGAAAUCAAAUGUGAGAAUUUGGAAUCUGAAAUAACCCCCAGUCCUCAUAGUAACACAGACUCUCACAGACAGACAAAUGAAGAUACAGGCCAGGAGAAAACUAGGCAUUGCUCAGACUGUGGGGAAAGUUUUAUAGACCUAGAAACUCUGAAAGCACACGAGCUCAUCCACGCUGAAGAGAGACCAUAUCCGUGUUUAGAGUGUGGCAAAAGAUUUAGCGUGGAGAGUAAUCUCAAAACACACCAGCGCAUUCACACUGGAGAGAAACCGUAUCACUGCUCAGAGUGUGGAAAGAGUUUUAAUCAACAAACAACCCUCCAACGACACCAGCGCGUUCACACUGGAGAGAAACCAUACCAAUGCCCAGAGUGCGGGAAGCGAUUCAGUAUUGAGGGUAAUCUAAUAACACACCAGCGCAUUCACACUGGAGUGAAACCGUACGAAUGCUUGGACUGCGGGAAAAGAUAUACUGUUAAAAACAAUCUCAAAACACACAUGCUCAUUCACACUGGAGAGAAACCGUAUCAAUGCUCAGAGUGUGGGAAGAGCUUUCGAGACAAAGGUACUUACAAAACGCAUCAACGCAUUCACACCGGCGAAAAACCAUAUCGCUGCUCAGAAUGCGGCAAGACUUUCAGUCUACACCAUUAUCUCAAAACCCACCAGCGCAUUCACACUGGAGAGAAACCGUAUCAGUGCUCGCAGUGCGGAAAGAGCUUCACUGAUCACAGUUACAUCGUAGUGCACCAGCGCAUGCACACCGGAGAGAAACCGUAUCACUGUUCAGACUGUGGGAAGAGUUUCAGCGAUAAUCGUAAUCUCAGAGUGCACCAGCGCGUUCACACUGGAGAGAAACCGUAUCACUGCUCGGGCUGUGGGAGGAGUUUCAGGCAUAUAAAUUCUUUAAAAAUACACCAGUGUACUAACAAAGAGAUGAAGGAUGGCACAACUAGAUCAAAAUCCAUUUUAUCCAGCACCCAACAAACCUCCUCUGGUGUAUCUUACAAACAAAUGCAGAACAUUUCCAGGAGAGAAAGAACUCACCUCUGUUCACAAUGUGGCAAGAGUUUUACUCAAAUGGGUCAUCUGAAAACACACCAGCGUAUUCACACAGGAGAGAAGCCCUACUGCUGCCCAGACUGUGGAAACCGAUUUAACCACCAGAGUUCUUUCCAGAGACACUUACGCAUUCACACUGGAGAGAAACCGUACAACUGCUCAGAGUGCGGGAAAAACUUUAAUCAGCUGAUUACUCUCCAACAACACCAGCUCAUCCACACUGGAGAGAAGCCCUACCAGUGCUCAGAGUGCGGCAAGUGUUUUAACCAACCCAGCACUCUCCGACAACAUCAGCGCAUUCACAGUGGGGAGAAACCGUAUCAGUGUUUGGAGUGUGGGUUGAGUUUUACUAAUCAAAGUAACUUUCAUCACCACCAGCGCAUUCACACCGGAGAAAAACCCUACUACUGUUCAGACUGUGGAAAGAACUUUAACCAACAGAGCACUCUCCAGCAACACCAGCGCAUCCACAAAGGAGAGAGGCCAUAUCUCUGCACCGAGUGCGGAAAAAGUUUUACAAAUCAGAGUCAUCUCCGCCAACACCAGCUCGUUCACACAGGAGAGAAGCCGUAUCCCUGCUCAGAGUGUGGGAGAAGCUUCAGUAGAUUGAGUCAUGUCCAACGACACCAGUGUGUUCACAGAGAAAAGUGCACUGAGACUGGGAUGGGAUGAUAACCCAUGAAAUAAAUGAAUGACUUCCUGUGGAAAGACUUCCUAUGCUCAUUGUGUCCAUUUUCCUUUUGACCUCAAAUUUACUUUCAGCAACAUCUGGAGAAACCACCAAAAGGAUAAAGAUAAAGAUAAAAUUGUGCACCAUGGACACUUCAGAAGAUCCUGGCAAGAGAAUCAAGUUCAUCUGAUGAAAUCAGGAUGAGAAAUUAAAUGGGGGAAUAUGGAAUUGCAUACAAGUUUCAUUGCUCAACAGACAUCGUUUAGUACAUCACUUGGCGAAGUGCAGAAAAAUCCAGGUAAGAAGAGACCUCACCUCUGCUCAGAAUGUGGGAAGAGUUUUACCCAACACCGUCAUCUAACUGCACACCAGCGCAUCCACACAGGAGAGAAGCCAUACUGCUGCUCAGAGUGUGGGAUACGUUUUAAUCGGCAAAGCACUCUACAACGGCACCUACGCAUCCACACCGGGGAAAGACCGUGUUACUGCUCAGUGUGUGGAAGGAGUUUUAAUCAAGUGUGUACUCUCCAACAACACCAGCGCAUUCACACUGGAGAGAAACCGUUUCACUGCUCGGUGUGUGAAAAGAGUUUUAGUCAACAGAGUCAUCUCCUGACACAUCAGCGCAUUCACACCGGAGAGAGGCCCUAUUACUGCUUAGAGUGUGGCGAGAGUUUUUCUAGUCAGAGUCAUCUUCAACAGCACCAUCGUGUUCACACCGGGGAGAAACCGUAUUACUGUUCGGACUGUGGGAAGAGUUUCAAUCAGCAGACAACUCUUCAUCAACACCAGCGUAUCCACACUGGAGAGAAACCAUAUCCCUGCUUAGAGUGUGGGAAGAGCUUUAAUCGCCACAGUACUCUUCAAGAACAUCAGCGCAUUCACACUGGAGAGAAACCGUAUCACUGCUUGGACUGUGGGAAGAGCUUUAAUAGGCAGGGUUCUCUUCACCAACAUCAGCGCAUUCAUACUGGAGAGAAACCGUAUCACUGCUCUGAAUGUGGGCGGAAUUUCCGGCAAAUAAGCACUUUUAACAAACACAAGUGCCCGAAAGUGGAGAUGGAAAUUCCAGUUAUUGAAAUAGACACUGAAGCCAUCUCCACCCACUACAUGAUCACCUGCCCUGAACCUGCCGAUCUGCUACACCUGAGCGGCUCAGAAGUCCCAUCCACUGGCUCUCAGACUGCGAGUAGUACAGAGAGUGUGGUCGAACCUCACACUGCUUGCUUAUCUUCCAACAGCUGGAUUCAAAGACAGAAGAAGCAACAGUCACCAGAUUGACUUUUGCCUUUAACUCAUCGGUGACGUGAACACACUAAUACACACUAGUUAGUACACAAACAGUGUACAAUCUCUGCAUUGCCAGACUCGGACACCUGCCAUUAUAUUAACUAAGGAGUUAUUAUCCAUCAUUGUGCAGGAAAGACUGCUGUGUUUAUUAUUACAAAUCAUGCUAAGAAAGUUAUUUUGUUCUGAGAUGUGAGAAAAUCUUCUUUAUUUUUGUCAGGUUCCUUUUUCUGCCAAUUCUUUACGUUUUGUACAGAGCUUAUGCACUUAUUAAAAACAAUAUUUGCACCCAGAAGGAUUUAAUCUAAUGAAAGAAAUUAAAUAAAUUCAUGUGUGUAGGCACUGUGGUCAGUGUCACACAUCAAAAAGGCCUGGUAUCAUGGUGCAAUUUUGUACAAUACCAAAUCACUUUUCAUAUUCAUUACAAGCACUUUGAUAGACCAAUGUUACAUUAAUGAGGUAUUGCAACAAGUAUUGCAAAAUGUGUGUGUUGCUAUUGGACGCUCUAUUAACACUUCUAAACCCCCUAACGCACAAUCUGCAGUAACUGUGUGACAAUAUUGGAAAUAUUAUAGGAUGGAUUAUUACAGGAGGAACAUAAGGAACCUCUACAGCUCCAUGCUGAGACAUCUAGCAUAUGUUGCAGCAUUACACAUGAGUUACACAUGCUUUACACACUACUUCUAACUGUGUAACUCAAUAAACAUGACCAAGAUUCGUCCGUACCAGUCCUGGUACCCUUUAUCUUUCUUCUGAAUAGUAUUUCAAACCGACAUCCUUCUGGGUGCAACUAUUUUUUUUUAACUAUUUAUAUAUACGUGUAUAUUAGGCUGCAUUCACCAGGCUGAAGUGACUCAAAUCAAUUUUUUUUGCCUUAAUGUGACACAGAUCAGAUUUCUUUGGGCAGUAUGGCCAGUCACUUAUACGUGGUCCUUAAUUGGAUGCAUGUCUGAUUUGUGGGCAUGCAACAUAUAUAUGAAUGGUCAGAUUUUAUUUCCAUUUCCUAAUUUAUAUUGUUUUUUGCUGAGGCAAUGUGCAUAUUAAUACUGUGUAUCAAAAUAUUAAUCAUUUAUAUUUAAUGUGAAAUAUGUUGAGUUUUUCUGUUGUAAGGGGAAUUAAUACUAAAGUAUGCAAAAUAAAACCGAAAAAUGUGUCGCA
Astyanax mexicanus (Mexican tetra) is the source of this 4355-nucleotide messenger RNA. RefSeq names its product zinc finger protein 665. Bases 146 to 1912 code for a protein of 588 amino acids. Gene Ontology annotation, biological process: regulation of transcription by RNA polymerase II. Lineage: Eukaryota; Metazoa; Chordata; Actinopteri; Characiformes; Acestrorhamphidae. The transcript has 6 exons. Gene Ontology annotation, molecular function: RNA polymerase II cis-regulatory region sequence-specific DNA binding; DNA-binding transcription factor activity. The record is from RefSeq and is a predicted model, not a curated record.